Pediculus humanus corporis (human body louse) is the source of this 1911-nucleotide messenger RNA. RefSeq lists its product as uncharacterized. Bases 1 to 1911 code for a protein of 636 amino acids. Gene Ontology annotation, molecular function: protein binding. The record is from RefSeq and is a predicted model, not a curated record. The transcript has 2 exons. Lineage: Eukaryota; Metazoa; Arthropoda; Insecta; Psocodea; Pediculidae.
AUGGCGAAUAAAUUUGAGUUAAAAAAAGUCGAAUCUACGGAAUUCGACACGCCCGUCGUUUUUACGAGUCAAGAUCAAAAAUCCAUGCCGUUUGGAUUUCUAACGACUUACAGAGAAAUGGCAUGGAAAAAUUAUAAAAGAGCCGAAUUUGAAGCAUCAACCCGGAACUUUAAUAUAACCGUAGGAAUGUAUCCGGAUGAUCGGAGAGCUGUGAUAGGAAGAGGGUUUUCGAGGAGCAAAAAUACACUUUUCGAAGGAGCACUGAGAGACGCCGAAUACGUUCUAGCUCAAAACGAUUGCGAUAAAGAGGCCAUUUUUUUACAAGCUCUGUCCCGUUACGAAUUGGGAGAUUUCGAAGAUGGCCUUCGCGCUUUCCAUAACGGAAUGAACAAAAGGGGAAAAAGACCAGAAUUUCAAAACGGAAGAUACCAAGCCGAAGGAACCAUAGAAGAUUGCAUCGGAAGAUACGCGGGUCCCGUUUUGACCGACAUGAAUGUCAUCAUUAGAAAAAUGGAUUUGAAAAAUGAAAAAGAUAGAAAAUUAAAAGAAAGAGCGAGCAAAUACGUUGACGAUUUAGGAAUCACCGCUCCUCCUCCCUGUUCUUAUUUCGAAUGGAAUCGCUACGUACGAUCGCAAAAGCAAUUAAACAGCAUGUUGGCGGAAACAUAUUUAGGAAAAUUAAAUAACGACAGAAAGUGGUUUCAACAAGCGUUGGAAAACCCAAACGUUAUUUCAGUUAAUAAAAUGGGAACAACUAAAAUAUUAAAACUAGCAAAAAAAGCACUCGACGAUUUAAAUAGAAGAAAAGAAAUAUUGCAGUCGAGAAAACCUUAUUACCAUAUUAAAUUUAAAAUUGAAAAAUCGGAAAAAAAAUUAAAGAAAAAAAAAGAAAUGCAAAAUUUUGAUAUGAUAAUAAGUAAAACACGAAUUGUUGAAAAAAUGCUCGGCAAACUUUUUAAAGAAAAAGAAUAUAAAAAUACAAAAAAUUGCAUAGAACUCGCCGACAGGAUAAAAAAAAAUUUAGAUAAAACUCCGAAAAAAUGGCUGCCGAAAAAAAAAGAAUAUGCUAGCGCACUUUAUUCUCUCAUGAGCAUUGUUUAUUUAGAUUUGAAAAAACUAAAACCGCAUUUGAAUCUCUCGGAAAAUUAUAAAAGGAUUUUAUACUGGUUCGGAUUCGAUGGAAAAUAUUUGGAUUUAAAAAUGGAGCCCCUGGUACAAGAAACGUGUUAUCCCUUUGCAGAUUAUAAAAACUGGUUGGCCACUUACGAAAGUUAUUUGGAAUUUGCGAGUAGCGAAGUAGAAAGAGCUUGGAUUCACCACGAAAUCGGGAGGUGUUACGGAGAAUUUCAUAAAUGGGAACACAUGACUCUGAGAGGACGAAAGUGCUUUUUCGCCGCUAAAAAUUGCAAUCAUUUACCGUGGAUGAUAAACGGUUUGUUCAUGAUGACCGUAGGAGAAUCCAAUUGUCAUAACAAAGAAGAAGCACUCCAAUCGCUCAAAGAUUGUCUGGAAUGCGCUUACAAAUACAAGGACGAAUCCAUAAUUGAAUUUUUACUUUUGGCCACGCGAGUCCUCCGCGAAAAAGAUUUUCAAGAAACUCUCUUGGAUACCGAGUACAUUAUUAGAAAACGAGAAGAAUUCAUUGUAAAUUUAAUGCGCGAUCCAGACAUAAUCGAAAGAGCAAAAGAUUUAUUCAACAGGAUGAUGCCUUUGCCGGCGAAAAGAAAAAUGUCAAUUUGCCCCGGAAUAAAACCUAAAAAUGGAAAAACUUGUAGCUUCGGUAGGAAAUCCAUUAUACCCGGAGGAUCCGGAGGACGAUUAGGUUUACAUCCCAUAAAUGAGUGCACAUACGAAGAAUUUAUAGACGUCAAAAAUUUGUCACCAGUGACUUCGACGAUACGUUCAGUCUAA